AUGGCUUCCUUGGGAGACUCACUUGGGAGAUUCUUUUGCAAGUGUGACAAAGAAUCUGGUUUGGGUUCUUACUGCAUUCAAAGGACUAUUGUAGACGGUGUGAACCUCCUCUUCCUCUGUGUCUUCUAUCUACUUUUGGUCAUAGAAUCUAGAAGAAAGCAUUGUAUUUGUGGUGCAAAUGGAAGGGACUGGUUCACAAUUGUUGUUUCAAUCUGCUGUAUUCUUACUAGCACUGCAUAUUUUAAUGCAUGUUUAUGGGAUCUGAUAGCCAAAAAUGGUGAAUUCAAUCAUCUGAGCUCGUUGGUAUACUUUGUCAGAGGACUAGUUUGGAUCUCUUUUACAGUUUCCUUGUUGGUUCAAAGGUCAAAAUGGAUCAAAAUUCUAAACUCCGGCUGGUGGGUCUUCUGCUUUUUACUAGUUUCGGCUCUAAAUAUCGAAAUUCUAUUGAGAGAGCAUAGUAUUCAGAUUCUUGACAUAAUGCCAUGGUCUGUGAACUUUUUACUUCUUUGUUGUGCUUUCAGAAACGUCAAUCAUUUAAUAUUCCAACACACUCCUGAGAAGACUCAAUCCGAGCCACUAUUGAACAAAAAUGCUGAAAAUGGCCUGCAGACUAAGCUAGGCCAGGCCAGUUUCCUUAGCAAAUUGACAUUUUCUUGGAUUAAUUCUUUGCUUUCCCUUGGUUAUUCUAAACUAUUAGCUCUGGAAGACAUCCCUUCUUUAGUUUCUGAAGAUGAAGCCAAUUUAGCCUACCAGAAGUUUUCUGAUGCAUGGGAAUCCCUUCUGAGGGAGGGGAGCUCAAGCCAAACAAGCAACCUAGUUCUUCAGGCCAUAGCAAGAGUUCAUCUAAAGGAAAAUAUAUUUGUAGCCAUUUGUGCAUUUCUAAGGACAGUUUCUGUAGUUGUUUCUCCUUUGGUGCUCUAUGCUUUUGUAAACCAUUCAACUAAUAGCCAUGAGGAAGAUCUGUAUGAAGGUCUUUCUAUAGUGGGGUGUCUAGUUCUUGUCAAGGUGGUAGAAUCAUUCUCUCAAAGGCAUUGCUUCUUCCAAUCAAGGAGGUCAGGGAUGAGGGUGAGAUCAGCCUUAAUGGUGGCAGUCUAUCAAAAGCAGUUAGUGCUUUCUUGUUUGGGAAGGAAAAGGCACUCAACAGGGGAGAUUGUGAAUUAUGUUGCAGUUGAUGCCUACAGAAUGGGUGAAUUUCCAUGGUGGUUCCAUUCAACAUGGAGUCUUGGAUUGCAACUUUUUCUAGGCAUAGGUGUUCUUUUGGGGGUUGUUGGUAUUGGUGCUCUUCCUGGUUUAAUCCCUCUUCUCAUAUGUGGAUUUGUUAAUGUGCCAUUUGCAAAGAUGCUACAAAAAUGUCAAUCCCAAUUCAUGAUUUCCCAAGAUGAGCGACUCAGAACCACUUCUGAGAUCCUAAACAAUAUGAAAAUUAUAAAGUUGCAAUCAUGGGAAGAGAAGUUCAGGAACCUGAUUGAAAGCCUCAGGAACAAUGAAUUCAAAUGGUUAGCUGAAGCACAUUUUAAAAAGGCUUAUAGCACCCUAUUGUAUUGGAUGUCUCCAACCAUCAUUUCUUCAGUUAUCUUCUUCGGAUGUGCCAUUUUUAGGAGUGCUCCACUAAAUGCAAGCACAAUUUUCACAAUUCUAGCAACAUUAAGGAGCAUGGGAGAACCUGUCAGAAUGAUACCAGAGGGUCUUUCCAUUUUGAUCCAAGUCAAGGUCUCUUUGGAUCGUCUAAAUGUCUUUCUGCUCGAUGAUGAGCUCAAAAAUGAUGAAAUCUUUAGAACCCCAUUACAGAAUUCAGAUAAGAGUGUUAAAAUUCAAUAUGGCAAUUUCAGUUGGGAUCCAGAACCUAUACUUCCAACUCUCAGAGAAAUAAAUUUGGAAAUAAAAUGGGGGCAGAAAAUUGGAGUUUGUGGGCCAGUUGGAGCAGGGAAAUCAUCACUUUUAUGCUCUAUACUUGGGGAGAUUCCAAAGGUUUCAGGAACUGUCAAUGUAUAUGGAUCCAUUGCCUAUGUUUCUCAAACUUCUUGGAUCCAAAGUGGGACAAUCCGUGAUAACAUACUCUUUGGAAAGCCUAUGGAUCAAACAAGAUAUAAGGAUGCCAUAAAAGCGUGUGCUUUAGAUAAGGAUAUCAAUAGUUUCGACCAUGGUGAUCUCACGGGAAUAGGUCAGAGAGGGAUCAACAUGAGUGGAGGGCAGAAACAGAGAAUUCAACUUGCUCGAGCUGUCUACAACAAUGCUGAUAUCUAUCUCCUGGAUGACCCUUUUAGUGCAGUAGAUGCUCAUACUGCUGCAUGUUUGUUUAAGGACUGUGUCAUGGCUGCUCUAGAAAAGAAAAUUGUCAUUUUAGUGACUCAUCAAGUGGAGUUUCUCUCAAAUGUUGAUCAAAUUCUGGUUAUGCAGGGCGGGGAAAUUACUCAAUCAGGAAGCUAUGAGGAGCUCUUGACAGCUGGGAUGGCAUUUGAACAACUUGUGAAUGCUCAUAGAGAUGCAAUGACAGUACUGGAUCCUUUAAAUAAUGAGAGUCAAGGAGAACUUCAGAAGGUAGAUAUUGUUCAGAUAGAGCAGUGUCAAGGGUCUUACCUCACGAAAGGAAACAGUGAGGGAGAGAUUUAUGUGGAAGGUGUCCCGGGAGUACAACUAACAGAAAAAGAAGAGAAGGAGAUUGGUGAUGUUGGGUGGAAACCUUUCUGGGACUACAUUCAUGUCUCACAGGGAUUGCUUCCUCUAUGCUUAAGCUUAAUAAGUCAGUCUAUUUUUACUGCCCUUCAAGCUGCUUCAACUUAUUGGCUAGCUCUAGGCAUUCAAAUUCCUAAAAUUACUUAUGGCAUGUUGAUUGGAGUUUACACUGCAAUUUCAACACUUAGUGCUGUCUUUGUAUAUCUAAGGACUUUCUUUGCAGCCCAUCUUGGAUUAAAAGCUUCUACAGCCUUCUUUUCUGGUUUUACUAAUGCCAUUUUUAAAGCUCCCAUGAUGUUCUUUGACUCAACCCCAGCUGGGCGGAUUUUGACCCGAGCUUCAUCAGAUUUGAGUAUUUUGGAUUUUGACAUACCUUUCACCAUUGUGUUCUUGGCGGUUUCUGCUAUUGAACUUCUUACAAUGAUUGGAAUCAUGGCCGCAGUCACAUGGCAGGUUCUUAUUGUAGCCGCCCUGACUAUGUUCGCUGCAACAUAUGUUCAGGGUUACUAUCUAGCCUCUGCAAGGGAACUUGUAAGGAUCAACGGAACAACAAAGGCACCCAUUAUGAAUUAUGCAGCUGAGACAUCACUCGGAGUAGUCACUAUAAGGGCCUUUAACAUGGCGGACAGGUUCUUCCAUAGCUACAUAAAGCUCAUCGACACGGAUGCCAGUCUUUUCUUUCAUUCUAAUGCAGCCAUGGAGUGGAUAAUUCUAAGAGUAGAAGCACUUCAGAACUUGACCCUUUUCGCCGCAGCUUUGCUCCUAGUUUUACUUCCUAAGGGUUAUGUGGCUCCAGGGCUUGUAGGGCUUUCUCUUUCAUAUGCUUUGACAUUGACAAGCACCCAAAUUUUUGUGACUAGAUGGUAUUGCAACUUAUCAAACUAUAUUGUCUCAGUUGAACGGAUCAAACAAUUCAUGCAUAUACCUUCUGAGCCUCCUGCAAUUGUGGAGGGCAGAAGACCACCAUCUUCAUGGCCUUCAAAGGGGAGGAUAGAGUUGCAAGCUCUAAAGAUAAGAUAUCGUCCAACAGCUCCAUUAGUUCUCAAGGGGAUUACUUGCACAUUCAAAGAAGGGACUAGAGUAGGAAUUGUGGGAAGGACAGGGAGUGGAAAAUCUACAAUAAUAAGUGCUUUAUUUCGUUUAAUGGAGCCUGCAAGCGGGACGAUUCUUAUAGAUGGGCUUGACAUAUGCUCUAUUGGUCUCAAAGAUUUGAGGAAAAAGCUAAGCAUCAUCCCCCAAGAACCAACUCUUUUUCGGGGUAGUGUUCGAACUAACUUGGAUCCACUAGGCCUUUACUCGGAUGCCGAAAUAUGGAAGGCUUUAGAGAAGUGUCAGCUCAAGGCAACAAUUAGCAGCCUGCCAAAUCUGCUAGACUCAUCCGUGAGUGAUGAAGGAGAAAAUUGGAGCAUGGGGCAACGACAGUUGAUUUGUCUUGGAAGAGUCCUUCUUAGGAGGAACAGAAUUCUAGUUCUAGAUGAGGCUACUGCUUCCAUUGAUUCUGCAACAGAUGCUAUUCUGCUGGGAAUUAUUAGGCAGGAAUUCUCUGAAAGCACAGUGAUUUCUGUAGCACAUAGAGUCCCGACUGUUAUGGACAGUGACAUGGUCAUGGUCCUCUCUUAUGGGAAGCUGGUUGAGUAUGAUGAGCCUUCAAAACUUAUGGAGACCAACUCCUCUUUCUCUAAGCUUGUAGCUGAAUACUGGUCCAGCUGCAACAGAAAUUCCUACCAAAAUUUCAACAACAAUUAAUCAAGAUGAAGAAAUAUGGGAGAAAAUCUUCUGAUUUGUUGGAUGAUUAAUUAUGUGGUAUUCAAUAUUGUCUUAAAAAAGGGAAGUCAUAAAUCAC
Corylus avellana is the source of this 4516-nucleotide messenger RNA. RefSeq names its product ABC transporter C family member 8-like. Gene Ontology annotation, molecular function: ATP hydrolysis activity; ABC-type transporter activity; ATP binding. NCBI's taxonomy places the organism in Eukaryota, Viridiplantae, Streptophyta, Magnoliopsida, Fagales, Betulaceae. Gene Ontology annotation, biological process: transmembrane transport. Gene Ontology annotation, cellular component: membrane. The record is from RefSeq and is a predicted model, not a curated record.